GUGAACUUGUAGAUAAUAAUUAAUUAUACAACAAUAUGCUAUUCCAAUACGAGAAAGACAACAUCAUUAGUUGUGAACAAGCCACACGGCAGGAAGAGAAUGCCAUUCUCAAGAAAAAAGCUGGCCUUGAUACUAAACCUCCAAGUCUGAGCUUGAACUCUUUCUGAAUGGAGAUGAUGACUUCUGUGACUCCUUCACCCUACUCCAUUAAGCCUGAUCUUCAACACAAUAUUCAGAGCAAUGCAGGAACUCCAGAAGUGUUCCCUCUAUUUGGGAUGAGUCCAUUCCCUAUCCCAACCCCAUUGACUUCAGAUAAGUCAAGAACGGACCCCUACCAAAAUUAUGGACCAAUAGAACCCAACUCUGCUCUAAGCUUUUCUCCAUUUCCAACUCCACCUACCACCAACAAUCCCCAAAUAUUCUUUCCUUCUCACUCUCAGUCACUCCCUUCUGCCCCCAAGAGCAAGUUCAGCACCCAGAUUACCAAAAAGUCAAUCGCUAAGAAGAGGAGGAGUAGGAAGAAAUGCAGAGGAAUUUACUGCACUUGUGACCUCUCCGAAUCUUCCACUGAUCUUGCUAAUUACAUGUUCAAGAAGAGCAACCUCAAGUUUGUUACAGAGCUGCAGUCCUUCCAUUAUGAGAUUUGUGAGAAGCACACAGAGGUGACUAAGAAAAGAACCUUCGAGUUUGUAUGCAAGUUCAAUGGUGAUUGUAAUAUGAGGUUCGACAGAAGCUGGAACUUGUUGGACCACUGCAGAAUGCAUUAUGGUAUUAAACCAUUUCAGUGAGAGGAAUGUGGAAGAAGCUUCACACAGAGAGGCAAUUUAAACAAGCAUAAGCUUACCCAUAUUUAACUUCUAAAGU
Moneuplotes crassus is the source of this 864-nucleotide messenger RNA. Lineage: Eukaryota; Ciliophora; Spirotrichea; Euplotida; Euplotidae. The record is from the annotation of a GenBank genome assembly.